Vairimorpha ceranae is the source of this 162-nucleotide messenger RNA. RefSeq lists its product as hypothetical. The record is from RefSeq and is a predicted model, not a curated record. Bases 1 to 162 code for a protein of 53 amino acids. Lineage: Eukaryota; Fungi; Microsporidia; Nosematidae. The transcript has a single exon.
AUGGUAAAUAAGUUGAAGUAUUUUUUAGAUUUAAAUAUGCAUAAAUCCAUCAUAACAAGAAUUUUGGCAAAAGAUGGCAAACAUAAAAAAAAAUGCCGUCGAAAACCUGCUUUAAAUUUUAAACAUAAAAAAAAUAGAUUACUUUUUUCAGGUAAAUAUUAA